CGUAUGACAGAGUAGUGCAUGUUGGGAUGGAUAAAGUGUCUGUAUGGGGAGAUUGUUAGUAAGGUGCAAGUGAAUGGGUGGCUAACAAAUGAGAUAGAGAUAAAAUCAGGUGUAAGGCAAGGAUGCCCAAUGUCACCAGUGCUUUUUGUAUAUGUAAUUGAACCUUGGAUAAGAAUGUUAAAGAAAGACAAAGUAGUGAGUGGGGUGGAAAUUCCUGGAAGUGGUGGGAGGAGUGUAGAUGUGAUUGCUUAUAUGGAUGACGUGACUAUAUUGUGUAAGAGUGAGGCUGGUUUAAGACGUGUUAAAUUAUUGAUUGAUAUUUUCAGUUUGGUGAGUGAUUUCAGAGUGAAUAUGAAGAAAAGUGUGUGUAAAAGAUUUGGUGAGUGGAAAGAAAAAGAUUUAAGUCAGUGGGAAGUGUGCAAGGGAGCAAUUGAAGUGUUAGGGAUUAAGUUCAGUGAGAAUAUUAAUGGGAGAGAAAGUUGGAUGGUGGUAUUGGAGAAGGUGAAUAAAAAAAUUGGCUUUUGGUCACUGAGAGUGUUAUCUUUGGAGGGAAAGAUUUUGAUAAUAAAGGCUGUAUUGAUACCGAUAUUAUUAUACGUAAAUAAUGUGUUUCCUGCUCCAGAUAGGAUUCUUAGGAAAAUCAUUAGAAACAUUAAGUUAGAAAAAUUAAAGCGACAGAAAAUUGUAAAAAAGAAAAAUAAAGGGGGGAAGAAUAUGGUGGAUAUAGAAAAAUUCUUAGCAGUAAAGUAUGUAAGUUCAUGUGUGGUUUUAAGUACAAAGGAGACUUUGGAUAUAGAAAAAUUCUUAGCAGUAAAGUAUGUAAGUUCAUGUGUGGUUUUAAGUACAAAGGAGACUUUGGCUGGGUGUAUGUUGAAGUAUUUGGCAGGAAACUCUUUAAGAAAAUUUGGUUUAUAUGAAACAAAUUUAAGGAAGCCAGUGUGUUUUGAAGGUCCAUGGUUCUAUGUGAGAAUAGAAAGGUAUAUAAGGAGAAAUGAGUUGCAAGGUAUAUCAAAGGCUGAGUGGAUGGAGAAAAAGAAAGUGAUUGGCAUUAUGGAAGGGAGACAAGAAUUGGAAGUAAUUGGGGGACUGAAUGAAGUAGAAAGUGUGAAUGUGUGGAAAAAUGUAAGCAAUAAAGAACUUACUCCUAGGCAAAAAGAUAUAGCGUGGUUGGCGGUACAUAAAUGUUUACCUACGAGGGAAUUUCAGAGGAGGAGAAGACUCGUCGAUAGUGAAACGUGCCCUAGAGAAGAAUGUAGAGGGGUGGAGAAUGUAAACCAUUUAAUGUGGGAGUGUGAUUUUGCCAAACAGGUGUGGAGAGGCUUAGGCAAAUUAAUAAAAGGACUGACUGGUGUGGAAUGGUUGACAUUUAAUAUGAUGUUAUAUGAUUUGACUAAUAUAGAGAAAGGGAAAGCAAGAAUAUUAUGGUUUAUAAUGUGUUGUGUUAAGUAAACUUUAUGGGAUGCCAGGAAUAUUUUGGUUUUCAAAAAACAAAAUUUGGGGGUCAAACAUUGUAUUAGAACUUUUUUUGUAUGGUUUACAUGACAAAAAAUUGAUGGGUGAAAAUAAUGCAGAAGGGAUAUGGACAUUUAAAAAGUGGAAAAGUUGGACAAAAGUUUGAAAAUUCCCUUUUGCAUAA
Molecule: messenger RNA, 1636 nt
Organism: Xenopus laevis (African clawed frog)
Lineage: Eukaryota; Metazoa; Chordata; Amphibia; Anura; Pipidae
Exons: 2
Coding region: 19-1449 (476 amino acids)
Source: RefSeq, a predicted model, not a curated record